AUGUCUAAUCGAAAGCUAAAUUAUUAUUUUUUUUUCUUUCACCACAAGGGCACGGAGCUUGAUGUCAAUUUGCUCAAGGAAAAAUCAUCUGAUUAUGCAUUGGCCAAGGAAAUUGCCCUUAAAGAGGCUGGCCAAGUGAUAGACGUCGAAAAUAUAAAGCACAUAGUUGAAAAUAAGAAAGUGAUAGGGGAGGUUGUGGAGAAGGCUGCUACAGAUUGGAAUUCGGAGAAAGAAAUGCUGUAUGAAAGAACAGGUCUUCCGGUUGCUUUACCUCAAGACAACGAAGAAGAAGAAGAGAACGAGUAUGAAAGGUACAAUCAGAAUAUGCAAAAUGGCAAUAAAGAAGAAGAAGCUGAUACUUUUGGUAAGGAACUAGAAGUUUUAUUAACAAAAGAGGGCUAA
Striga hermonthica is the source of this 402-nucleotide messenger RNA. Lineage: Eukaryota; Viridiplantae; Streptophyta; Magnoliopsida; Lamiales; Orobanchaceae. The record is from the annotation of a GenBank genome assembly.